UUACCAAAACUUUUAAGAGGAUAUCAUAAGUGCACUAAAGAAGAUGCCGUAAAAUUAGCGGCACUUAUACUUAGAGUUAGGUUCGGCGAAAGCAAAGCUGAAUUACAAGCCAUUCCGAAUCUAUUGCACGAAUUAAUACCCAUAGAUGUGAUUAAAAUACAGAAUCCCAAUGAAUGGAAAAAGGCAAUUAUAACAGCACACAAUCAAGAGAAUGGCGUUAACUGCGAAAACGCUAAAAUUUCAUUCCUCAAGUUUGUAUAUAAAUGGCCGACAUUUGGAUCAGCCUUUUUCGAAGUGAAGCAAAACGGCGACACAAACUUUCCGGAACACCUUCUUAUAGCCAUCAACAAGAAU
This is a messenger RNA of Medioppia subpectinata, 354 nucleotides long. The record is from the annotation of a GenBank genome assembly. Lineage: Eukaryota; Metazoa; Arthropoda; Arachnida; Sarcoptiformes; Oppiidae.